CGGCAUAGUGUUAACCGUACCCAUAGGAACGUGAUAAAAGUAUAUAAAGCAGCCAAAAACAUGGAUUCUAACGAAAUGAAAAAAACUAUUUUUCUUAAGAAUAUAGAAAACGAUGAAAUUUACACUAUUUUAUUGACUGAAGAAGAAGCAAAAUGUUUAGGAGCAGAUAAGAGCAUAAGUGAAAUAAAUCAUGCAGAGUCUUUACAUAGUGACCAUAGUGACAAUAUUGGAGUUUUUAAAUGGCCUCAUAAAGCGAUUCUUUUAUUGAUCGAAGAAUAUAAUUUGCGACAAGAAGAUUUUAUCAAUGGAAAGAUGUCACACAAGAAGAUAUGGUCAUUAAUCGCAGAUAAAAUAAAAAAACAUGGAUAUAAUGUAACUGGACCACAAUGUUUGUCUAAGUUUACUGGUUUGAAACGAACUUAUAAUGGUAUUAAAGAAAGCAACAGAAAACCUAGAUCUAUAGUAUGGCCAUAUUUUUCUAAUAUGGAUGAAUUACUUCAUUCAAAAUCAUGUACAUCACCACUAAUAACAGUAUCAUCGAUUGAAAGAAAACGUAAAGCACAUUCUGAAUGCAGUACAUCUAGUCUAAGUACUUGUUUCGAAGACAAAAGGCUGAUUCAUAAAAAAUCUCGGCAAAUGUCUACUAUAGAAGAAUAUAUGGAAGAUCUUCGAAAUGGACGAAAGAUUUCGGAAGAAGCUAUUGAGAGGCGUCAUAAAGAAAACUUAGAAUUACAUCAUCGAUUACUUAAUUCAUUUGAGAAAAUGUUAGAUAUUUUAGAAAAAAAAUGAAACAUUAAAACAAUAUAAAAGUGUGAAAAUCACUUAUUUUGAUUCAUUACAUACUGAAUUACAAAGCUUCAAAACAUUUUGACUCAAAAUAAAGUAAUGACGGAGCUUUUGCAAUUUUUAUCAACAACUAAAGGAAACAAUAGCCAAAGCAGUGAGCAAAUCAAAGGUCUUGCUUUAAUUAAUAUUCUAUAUCAUAUUUAAUAUACAGAACAUUUCAAUCUUACUAACAAAGAAAGACUCACAUAUAUAUUUCAUGGAUUUUUGAUCAGCUUUUGCGUGUAUAUUUGUUGCUGGUCUUUAUAUUGUAAGUACUUACAUUUAAGAUAAAAUAAUGUACUAAAAUUGUAGUUGAAUAAUACUUGUCACUAGUCUUUAAAUUACAUCUACAUUUAAGAUAAAAUAACAUGUUGAGUAAUUGAAUAAUAAUUUUGUAAUUACUAUAUUUUGAUAUUCGUAAAAGUAUACAAGAAAAAGUA
Molecule: messenger RNA, 1265 nt
Organism: Atta colombica
Lineage: Eukaryota; Metazoa; Arthropoda; Insecta; Hymenoptera; Formicidae
Exons: 5
Coding region: 61-789 (242 amino acids)
Source: RefSeq, a predicted model, not a curated record